Molecule: messenger RNA, 837 nt
Organism: Symbiodinium natans
Lineage: Eukaryota; Dinophyceae; Suessiales; Symbiodiniaceae
Source: the annotation of a GenBank genome assembly
AUGGCCCGCUCCCUCGUCUUGACCGGUGCUGUGCUCCUCUGCAGCGGUGCGCUCUUCACGGCCUUCGUGGCCGCGCCCCGCGCUGCCCCGGCCCCGACCGCGCCCCACGCGGCCACCGCCGCCUUGAGCGCCGUGACUUUGGUGGCUCCCGAGGCAGCCCAUGCGGAGGGCGGCGCCGUGUGGAUCCCUGCGCUCUCGGCCAUCGGCGCCGGAUUCGCCAUCGGCCUCGCCGCCAUCGGCUCGGGCGUGGGCCAGGGAAUUGCCAGCGGCCGCUGCAUUGAUGGCAUCUCCCGCCAGCCGGAGGUUGCGGACGACCUCCGUGGUGUGCUGCUGCUGUCUCUGGCCUUCAUGGAGUCUUUGACCAUCUACGGCCUCGUGAUUGCGCUGGUGCUCCUCUUCGCGAACCCGCUGAUCAAAAUGGCCCGCUCCCUUGUCUUGACUGGCGCCGUGAUCCUCUGCAGCGGUGCGCUCUUCACGGCCUUCGUGGCCGCGCCCCGCGCCGCCCCGGCCCCAACCGCGCCCCAUGCCGCCACCGCCGCCUUGAGCGCCGCGACGCUGAUCGCCCCCGCAGCUGCCCAUGCCGAGGACGGCGCCGUGUGGAUCCCCGCGCUCUCCGCCAUCGGCGCCGGCUUCGCGAUCGGCCUCGCUGCCAUCGGCUCGGGCGUGGGCCAGGGAAUUGCCAGCGGCCGCUGCAUUGACGGCAUCUCCCGCCAGCCUGAGGUUGCGGAUGACCUCCGAGGCGUGCUGUUGUUGUCUUUGGCCUUCAUGGAGUCCUUGACCAUCUACGGUCUCGUGAUUGCCCUGGUGCUCCUCUUCGCGAACCCUCUGAUCAAGUGA